AUUUUGCAGAUGAUUUUGUAAUUGAAAAUGCUACAAGAAAAGUAGUUAAAAAUAAAAGGAGAAAUUUAGUAAAUAAAGUGCAAAAGGCAACUAUACCAGAAAAAUGCAAUAAUACUGUAUCUGAACAAGAUCUUUUGAAAUUAGUAAAACCAAUUUGUAAAGAGUUAGAUGUUCCUAUUACAGAUGUCGUAAAUACAUUAAAGAAUGAUAUACAAAAUAAGAAAUUUAAAUUACCUGAAUCAGAGCUACGGAUAAAUGCAAUCAAGCUCGCGAUUGUCUUUCUAAACAAAUUGGAGAUUUAG
Dentiscutata erythropus is the source of this 302-nucleotide messenger RNA. The record is from the annotation of a GenBank genome assembly. NCBI's taxonomy places the organism in Eukaryota, Fungi, Glomeromycota, Glomeromycetes, Diversisporales, Gigasporaceae.